Molecule: messenger RNA, 423 nt
Organism: Ipomoea nil (Japanese morning glory)
Lineage: Eukaryota; Viridiplantae; Streptophyta; Magnoliopsida; Solanales; Convolvulaceae
Product: glycine-rich protein 23-like
Exons: 1
Coding region: 1-423 (140 amino acids)
Source: RefSeq, a predicted model, not a curated record
AUGGCGAAGCUAUGCGUCACUUUCUUCCUUCUCGCAGUUGCAGUUCAGGCGACGUGGGCCGCCAGAGAAGUUCCCGGCGCCGGCGGCAACGAUAAAGGGCUGAAAGACCAGAAGAAUUACUACUCGUACGGCGGGCUGGGCGGCACGAGUGGGAUGGGCAACGGCGGCCUCCCCUUCGGCGGAGUCAUGGGUGGUAUGGGAACCGGCGGUAAUAUCGGCGCCCUUCCUUUCAACGGAGGUGUCGGCGGCGGCAUGGGGAUUGGUAACAUGGGCGCCGGAGGAAAUAACUUGCCGGCUUUCGGUGGCGGAAAUAACAUGCCGGGUUUCGGUGGCGGAAAUAACAUGCCAGGUAUCGGUGGCGGCGCUGGUGGAGGUGGAGGUGGCGCCGGCGCCGGCGGUGCCGGUAACCUUCCGCUUCCCUGA